This is a messenger RNA of Cuscuta epithymum, 2516 nucleotides long. NCBI's taxonomy places the organism in Eukaryota, Viridiplantae, Streptophyta, Magnoliopsida, Solanales, Convolvulaceae. The record is from the annotation of a GenBank genome assembly.
UGGAGAGGGGCUGUUCUUCCGUCGGACAGUACAAAAUUUAAAGUAUAAACACAGUGAGUGGCUGCUACUCUGCUAGCCAGUGAGGUCCCAAAAUCUAAUAUAGGCAAAGGAAAACAAGGCACUCUACUCAAUAAAGUUUUCGACUUCACGAAUGUAAAGUUGCUCCAUUUUAGAAAUCCAAACUGAACGACAAAAUUGGUGCUUACUUUUGGCAUGUCCCCAUCUUCUUUUCCACAUUUGUGUUGGAAAUUAGAGAGAAAUAUUGAUACGUAUAUUAGACGAAGUGAUGCGGACAGAGUGUGAGAUCGACCAUAGAGCCAAACGCCCCAGUGUCCACCGUCCGAUCACCCAUCCGCCGAAAGACUUUCUCAACUCGCUCCUGCAUUCUUGGAAUGAAGAACGAACGCUAAUUAGAGGCUUAUUACCCAGGGGGCUGACCGCCUGCCUCUCAGGCUGACCGUCUUCCCCUCCAAGGCUCAGUGAUUUCUUAGCGGCUGAGCGGAUCCUUAGCAGUUCGGUAAGGCCUAAAAUGGUUGAAAGGGGUUGAAUUGGCGGAAAUUGCUGAAGUUGUGGCUGACUUUGCGGAAUUGAAUUCAAUUGCUGAAAUGUGAAAAGGGCUUAAUUGAAAUCUCAGAUAAUUAAUCCAUUUCAGUAAAAUGUGAGUUGAGAUGGGCACUCUGUACAACCUUGCCGCUGAGAACUUAAAGAAUAAUGCCUCAAACACAUUGCAGCACGAGAAAUGUGAAGCUCAUUGGCUUUUCAGUGGUGAAACUGCACUUGGUGAUGCUUUACGUGCCUUUUUGUAUUUCAUGGGUCUUUUCUAUUGUUUCAUUGGCUUGUCAGCCAUUACCUCUUGUUUUUUUCGGUCCAUGGAGAAUGUAGUGAAGCAUACUCGAACAGUGGUGGAGACGGAUCCAAGCACGAACACCAAAGUUGUCAAGAAGGAAAAGGUUUGGAAUUACACAAUUGCUGACAUCACUCUGCUGGCCUUUGGGACUAGCUUUCCACAGAUAUCAUUGGCCACUAUUGAUGCAAUACGAAAUAUUGGACAAUUAUAUGCCGGAGGUUUGGGUCCAGGAACACUUGUUGGUUCUGCAGCUUUUGAUCUGUUUCCUAUACACGCGGUUUGUGUUGUGGUGCCUAAAGCUGGUGAGUUGAAAAAGAUAUCGGAUCUGGGGGUCUGGAUCGUAGAACUUUUCUGGUCCUUCUGGGCUUACAUUUGGCUCUACAUCAUUCUAAUGGUAUGGACUCCAAAUGUUGUCACCUUGUGGGAGUCUUUGUUGACGGUUCUCCAGUUCGGGUUACUUCUGAUACAUGUGUAUGCUCAGGACAAGCGCUGGCCAUAUUUGUCCCUCCCUUUGGAAAGGUCUGAUAGGCCAGAGGAGUGGGUUCCUCCUGUAGAGGGUGCUACACAUGGGCUUACGGUUCAAGAGGAGUGCUCAGAAUCACUCAAUGAUGGAGAUGAUGAAAAUAGGGAAGUUGUUGAUAUUUUUUCCGUCCAUUCAAGGCACAAGACAGGUCAUGCUUAUCAAAUAUUGCCUGGUGCAGAUGUUGCUGAAUCAUCUGCAGAGCUGUACUUCGACAAAACAGCUGUUAAUGAAUCUGAUAUCAUCACAAUCUGGAAGCAACAAUUUCUCGCUGCACUUUUAGAACAUGCAACAUCCAGGAAACUGGAUAACAUGUGCCUUCGGGCCACACGCUUUUCAUGGAAAACGCUCCAACUACCAUGGCGGCUUCUCUUUGCGUUUAUACCUCCCUGUCAGGCUGCCCAUGGGUGGCCUUCCUUCAUAUGCUCUUUAAUCUUCAUUAGUGGGAUAGCAUAUGUUGUUACACAACUCACAGACCUAAUAAGCUGUGUUACAGGAAUUAGUCCUUAUGUCAUUGCAUUCACAGCAUUGGCGGCUGGAACUUCAUGGCCUGAUCUGGUAGCUAGUAAGAUUGCUGCAGAACGUCAGUUGACUGCUGAUUCAGCCAUUGCUAACAUCACUUGCAGCAAUUCGGUGAACAUCUAUAUAGGCAUUGGCGUUCCGUGGCUGAUUGACACGGUCUACAACUUCUUUGCAUUCAAGGAGCCGUUGUAUAUACAGAAUGCCAGGGGGCUAAGCUUCUCUUUGCUCAUCUUUUUUGCUACUUCAGUUGGGUGCAUUGGCGUGUUGGUGUUUAGGCGAGUCACUUUAGGUGCUGAGCUUGGAGGUCCUAAAUUAUGGGCCUGGGUAACGUGUGUGUAUUUUAUGUUUCUCUGGCUUAUAUUUGUUAUACUGUCUUCUCUAAGAGUUUCUGGCAUUAUAUAAAAAGUUCCAAGUGUGAUAUCAUAGCCACUUUGUUUUUUGGUUAGAGCUUAAUGGCUUAAACGCAGUACUAAAAUUAGGAUCAACAUCAGAUUUAAAUAAGCAGGGAGGUAUACCAUACAGAACCUUCGAUAUCAUGUACAAUAUUGUAUACAAAAUCAAACUAGGGCAUUUUAAUGAAAAAGUACCCAUAUUGUACCAGAAUUCCAGAAAGUUUUUAUACUUUUU